Molecule: messenger RNA, 3122 nt
Organism: Musca vetustissima
Lineage: Eukaryota; Metazoa; Arthropoda; Insecta; Diptera; Muscidae
Product: plasma membrane calcium-transporting ATPase 3-like
Exons: 13
Coding region: 38-3115 (1025 amino acids)
Biological process (GO): regulation of cytosolic calcium ion concentration; calcium ion transmembrane transport
Cellular component (GO): intracellular membrane-bounded organelle; membrane
Molecular function (GO): ATP binding; P-type calcium transporter activity; ATP hydrolysis activity
Source: RefSeq, a predicted model, not a curated record
UUUCGUCUCUGAAUGUGCUAAAGAGAAAGUUUAACAAAUGGCCAGCAUUAAUGGACGACCGGCCCAAUAUGGGGUAUCGCUUCGGCAAUUGCGCGAACUCAUGGAGAAUCGUGGCCGUGAGGGUGCCGCCAAAAUCGAAGAAAUGGGCGGUGUCAUGGAAUUGUGUAAGAAAUUAUAUACCUCACCCAACGAAGGUUUGAAUGCCUCGAAAACCGAUAUUGAACAUCGUCGUGAAACAUUCGGUUCGAAUAUUAUACCACCAAAACCGCCAAAAUCAUUUCUACGAUUAAUGUGGGAGGCUAUGCAGGAUGUGACAUUGAUCAUUCUGGAGGUGGCAGCCAUUGUAUCAUUGGCUCUGUCAUUCUAUGCACCCGAGGAAGAAAAUAAAGCCGUCCUGGAAGAAGAAGAAAGCCACCAUGGCUGGAUUGAGGGUUUGGCCAUUUUAAUUUCUGUUGCCGUCGUUGUCAUUGUCACCGCCUUUAAUGAUUUUUCCAAGGAACGUCAAUUCCGUGGCCUGCAAAAUCGCAUCGAAGGUGAACACAAAUUUUCGGUUAUACGAAAAGGUGAAGUGUGCCAGAUAUCGGUGGGUGAUUUGGUUGUCGGUGAUAUUGCCCAGAUUAAAUAUGGUGAUCUGUUGCCAGCUGAUGGUAUUAUUAUUCAGAGUAAUGAUUUGAAGAUUGAUGAAUCCUCCUUGACCGGUGAAUCCGAUCAUGUCAAGAAGGGCAUUGAUUCCGAUCCCAUGGUAUUGUCUGGCACUCAUGUCAUGGAGGGUAGUGCAAAAAUUGUCAUCACUGCCGUUGGUGUCAAUUCCCAGGCUGGUAUUAUCUUUACACUGUUGGGCGCCACCGAUGAUGAACAUGAUACGGAAAAGAAAAAGGCCAAGAAAGAAAACGGACAAAAGAACGGCAUCAAAUCCGAUGGCAAUCACGUACAAACUCCACCCGCAAAAUCCUCCAGCGAAGGCGAUAAGAAAGAAAAAUCAGUAUUGCAAGCUAAACUCACCAAAUUGGCUAUACAAAUUGGUUAUUUCGGUUCGACAGCCGCGGCCAUUACCGUCAUUAUUUUGGUCAUCCAAUUCUGUGUUCAAACAUUCGUGGUCGAAGAGAAACCCUGGAAGAAUACCUAUGCCAAUAAUUUCGUUAAUCAUUUGAUUAUUGGUGUGACGGUGUUGGUUGUGGCCGUGCCUGAAGGUUUACCCUUGGCUGUCACGCUGUCGCUGGCUUAUUCCGUUAAGAAAAUGAUGAAAGACAACAACUUAGUACGUCACUUGGACGCCUGCGAAACUAUGGGUAAUGCCACUGCCAUCUGUUCCGAUAAGACUGGCACCUUGACCACUAACCGCAUGACUGUUGUACAAUCCUAUAUUUGUGAAAAACUCUGCAAAGUCCUGCCCAAAUACCAGGAUCUACCCAAACAUGUUGCCGAUUUGAUUACCCAAGGCAUUUCCGUCAAUUCCGCCUAUACCUCGAAUAUUUUGCCCGCUCCCAAACCCGAAGAUUUGCCCACACAAGUCGGCAACAAAACAGAAUGUGCCCUGCUGGGUUUUGUGCAGAACUUAGGUGUUAGCUAUCAAAAGAUUCGUGAUGAAAUCACCGAGGAUAAAUUCACUCGGGUCUAUACCUUCAACUCGGUGCGCAAGAGCAUGGGUACCGUUAUUCCCCGGCCCAAUGGUGGUUAUCGUCUCUUUAGCAAGGGUGCCUCGGAAAUUAUGUUGAAGAAAUGCGCCUACAUCUACGGCAACAAUGGCGUGUUGGAAGAAUUCACCAGCGAAAUGCAAGAACGUAUGAUCCGUGAAAUUAUUGAACCGAUGGCCUGUGAUGGUCUCCGUACCAUUUGUGUGGCCUAUCGUGAUUUUGUCAAGGGCAACGCUGCCGUCAAUGAAGUUUCGAUCGACGGUGAACCCAAUUGGGAUGAUGAAGAAUAUAUUAUGUCAAAUUUAACCUGUUUGUGUAUUGUCGGUAUUGAAGAUCCAGUCCGUCCUGAGGUACCCGAUGCUAUUCGUAAAUGUCAACGUGCUGGUAUUACGGUUCGUAUGGUUACGGGUGAUAAUAUUAAUACCGCUCGCUCGAUUGCCACCAAGUGUGGUAUUUUGAAGCCAGGUGAUGAUUUCCUGAUUUUGGAGGGCAAAGAAUUCAAUAAGCGUAUUCGUGAUAGUAAUGGAAAUGUCCAACAACAUUUGGUUGAUCAAGUUUGGCCCAAAUUGCGUGUCUUGGCUCGUUCUUCGCCAACCGACAAAUAUAUUUUGGUUAAAGGCAUUAUUGACAGUACCGUCAGUGAAAAUCGUGAAGUUGUUGCUGUGACGGGUGAUGGCACCAAUGAUGGUCCUGCUCUCAAAAAGGCUGAUGUUGGAUUUGCCAUGGGUAUUGCCGGUACUGAUGUUGCCAAGGAGGCUUCCGACAUCAUUCUUACCGAUGAUAACUUCAGCAGUAUCGUUAAGGCUGUUAUGUGGGGUAGAAAUGUUUACGAUUCCAUUGCCAAAUUCUUGCAAUUCCAAUUGACGGUGAAUGUGGUGGCGGUGAUUGUGGCAUUUGUGGGUGCCUGUGCCGUGCAGGAUUCUCCCUUGAAGGCUGUGCAAAUGUUGUGGGUCAACUUGAUUAUGGACACCCUGGCCUCCUUGGCUUUGGCCACGGAAUUGCCAACGCCAGAUUUGUUGUUGCGUAAACCCUAUGGUCGUACCAAGCCCUUGAUUUCGGCCACCAUGUUGAAGAACAUCAUUGGUCAAUCGAUUUAUAUGUUGGUCAUUACCUUUGGUUUGUUGUUCUAUGGUGCUCAGUAUUUGGAUAUUGAAUCGGGUCAGGAUCAACCUUUGGGUUCUGGACCCACACAACAUUUCACCAUUAUCUUCAAUGCUUUCGUCAUGAUGACCUUGUUCAAUGAAAUCAAUGCCCGUAAAAUCCAUGGUCAACGUAAUGUGUUUGCCGGUCUCUUUACCAAUCCUAUUUUCUAUACCAUUUGGAUUUUCACCUUUGUGUCCCAGAUCAUCAUCAUCCAAUACGGUUCCUUGGCCUUCUCCACAAAAGCCCUCUCUUUGGAACAAUGGCUGUGGUGUGUUGCAUUCGGCAUGGGCACCCUAUUGUGGGGUCAAAUUGUCAGCACUUUCCCACCAAAGAAAUAAGCCAUAA